Ricinus communis (castor bean) is the source of this 2939-nucleotide messenger RNA. RefSeq names its product CSC1-like protein At4g35870. The transcript has a single exon. Gene Ontology annotation, cellular component: plasma membrane. Gene Ontology annotation, molecular function: calcium-activated cation channel activity. The record is from RefSeq and is a predicted model, not a curated record. Bases 262 to 2685 code for a protein of 807 amino acids. NCBI's taxonomy places the organism in Eukaryota, Viridiplantae, Streptophyta, Magnoliopsida, Malpighiales, Euphorbiaceae.
UCAGUUAUUGUCGUUUGGCAGGGAGCGGUCAUGUUGGCUUCGUUUCUCCCAGCAGCCCAAAACAAAGACUCCUCUCUCUCCCUCUCUGAAACAAUAAAAGAAAAGGAGAAGAAACAGAAGAAGAAGAAGAAUCUACAAAAGCCCUCUCCCUCUUUCACUCCUUUGUUCACAAAUCUAAAUCAACUCAUGAAAGAAAGCCAAACCCAUAUAUUAAUUUUUUCAUAAAACCCUAAAAGAAAUUAGAAAAGAAAACCAAAAUCAAUGGACCCAUCAUUUUUAAUCUCUCCAAUUUCUCCUUCCUCCUCUGGCGACUCCGAUUCGGACAUACCCAAUUCCUGGUAUGGUAACAUACAGUAUCUACUCAACAUUUCGACGAUCGGUUUACUCUUCUGUAUCUUCAUUUUCAUCUUCGUCAAGCUUCGCAGUGACCAUCGAAGAAUCCCAGGCCCAUCUGCUCUUAUUUCUAAGCUUCUUGCUGUGUGGCACGCUACUGGGAGAGAAAUCGCUCGCCACUGUGGAGCUGAUGCAGCUCAGUUUCUAAUAAUUGAAGGUGGCAGUUUUGCUGUUUUAUUGGGUAUUGCUGUUUUAUCAAUUUGUUUUGUUCUUCCUUUGAAUCUUUAUGCUGGUACUGCCGUUCUUGAUGAUCAGUUUUCGAAAACUACCAUUAAUCAUAUUGAAAAAGGUUCAGCCUUUCUGUGGGUUCAUUUUGUUUUUGUUGUUAUUGUUGUUGUUUUAGUUCAUUUUGGUAUGUCCGUUAUUGAAGAGAGGUUGAAAAUUACUAGAUUUAGAGAUGGCAAUGGGAAUUUAAGUGACCCAAAUGCUGAUUCUACUGCAAUUUUUACUAUCAUCGUUCAAGGACUACCUAAGAGCUUGGGUGAUGAUAGAAGUGUUCUGCGCGAGUAUUUUCAGCAUAGAUAUCCCGGUAAGGUUUUUAAGGUUAUUGUGCCCAUGGAUUUGUGUACAUUGGAUGAUUUAGCUACUGAGUUGGUUCGGAUUAGAGAUGAGAUUACAUGGUUGGUUGCUAGAAUGGAUUCUAGACUUCUACCUGAAGAAAAUGAUGAAAUUGUUGGAGAGAGUUUUGUGGAGAGGUUACGAGGAUUAAUGGUUUAUUUGUGGAAAAGAGUGAAGUACUUGUGGGAUCAGAUGAUGGAUAGAUUGGGUUACACAGAUGAAGAGAAGUUGAGGAAAUUACAAGAAGUAAGAGCUGAGUUAGAGACUGAUUUGGCAGCAUAUAAAGAAGGUCUUGCACCAAGUGCAGGAGUUGCAUUUGUGAUAUUCAAAGAUGUUUAUACAGCUAAUAAAGCUGUUCAGGAUUUUCGGAAUGAAAGAAAGAGGCGAUUUGGUAAAUUCUUCUCUAUUAUGGAGUUGCGGUUGCAGAGGAACCAAUGGAAAGUUGAAAGAGCUCCACUGGCAACAGAUAUUUACUGGAACCAUCUGGGAUCGACAAAGUUGUCUCUGAGGCUGCGGAGAUUGUUCGUGAAUACCUGCUUGCUUUUGAUGCUUUUAUUCUUUAGUUCUCCUCUUGCAGUCAUAAGUGCCUUGACAAGUGCUGGCCGGAUUAUUAGUGCAGAAGCCAUGGAUAAUGCCCAAUCAUGGUUGGCUUGGGUGCAAAGUUCCAGCUGGUUUGCAUCCCUGAUCUUCCAGUUCCUGCCCAAUGUUAUUAUAUUUGUGAGCAUGUAUAUAGUAGUCCCUUCAGCUCUUUCGUAUCUUUCCAAGUUCGAACGGCAUCUGACUAUGUCUGGGGAGCACAGAGCUGCCCUUCUGAAGAUGGUUUGCUUCUUCCUUGUAAACCUUAUUCUGUUGAGAGCUCUCGUUGAGUCUUCUUUAGAAAGUGCAAUCUUGAAAAUGGGUAGGUGUUACUUGGAUGGAGAAGAUUGCAAGAGAAUUGAGCAAUACAUGAGUGCAUCAUUUCUGUCAAGAUCUUGUCUCUCUUCUCUUGCAUUUCUAAUCACAAGCACCUUCUUGGGGAUAUCUUUUGAUCUAUUGGCUCCAAUGCCUUGGAUAAAGAAGAAGAUUCAGAAAUUUCGGAAGAAUGACAUGCUUCAGCUAGUUCCAGAGCAAAGUGAAGAUUACCCCUUGGAAAAUCAGACCAUAGAGAAUCUCCAGAGACCGCUGAUGCAUGAUAGUCUUUUUGACUCUCCCAGAACAAAUGGAUUUCAACCAGAGGGACAAGAUCUCUCUGAAUAUCCAAUCAGCAGAACCUCUCCCAUCCCUAAACAGAAAUUUGAUUUUGCACAAUAUUAUGCAUUUAACUUGACGAUAUUUGCCUUGACCUUGAUAUAUUCAUCAUUUGCUCCACUUGUGGUUCCCGUUGGUGCAGUUUAUUUUGGGUAUAGGUAUGUGGUAGAUAAGUACAACUUUCUGUUCGUAUAUAGAGUCCGGGGGUUUCCUGCUGGCAACGACGGGAGGUUGAUGGACACUGUAUUGUGUAUUAUGCGGUUCUGUGUUGAUUUGUUCCUCCUCUCAAUGCUUUUGUUCUUUUCGGUCCAAGGAGACUCCACGAAGUUGCAAGCCAUUUUUACACUUGGAUUAUUAGUAAUGUACAAAUUAUUGCCUUCUGAUAAUGAUGGUUUUCUACCAGCUCUUUUGGAAGGUGUCCAAACCAUUGAUAGUAUUGUAGAUGGGCCCACUGAUUAUGAGAUUUUCUCACAACCCAGGUUUGAAUGGGAUACAUAUAAUUCAUGAUGGAUCUUAACACUUUUUGUUAAUUAGUUAAUUUGUCAAUUGCUAGUUUAUGCGGUCUUCUGACGGUUGCUCUUAGAGUGAAAAGUCUUAUCUGGUACUCACAUCAGUUGUUUCCAUAUGUAUGCGUAUGACUUGUGUUGUUUUUCCAUAUUCCCUUAAUGUUUUCUAACAUCUUUCAACUUGUUACUACAAUGUGUACAUACCAGAAGACUUAACUUCUUUUAUACUUCAUUAAGCUAAAUGUGCUUGUUUCA